Dipodomys spectabilis (banner-tailed kangaroo rat) is the source of this 3212-nucleotide messenger RNA. It is a transcript of the gene Zbtb37, whose product is annotated as zinc finger and BTB domain containing 37. Lineage: Eukaryota; Metazoa; Chordata; Mammalia; Rodentia; Heteromyidae. The coding region runs from base 437 to 1948 and encodes 503 amino acids. The record is from RefSeq and is a predicted model, not a curated record. Gene Ontology annotation, biological process: regulation of transcription by RNA polymerase II. Gene Ontology annotation, molecular function: DNA-binding transcription factor activity, RNA polymerase II-specific; protein binding; RNA polymerase II cis-regulatory region sequence-specific DNA binding. The transcript is spliced from 6 exons.
GUUCCGGCCCAUUCCGGCCCAUUUCUACCCCCGGAGCUUCACCCCUCCAGGGCCGACGCUAGAGAAAGACUUUCCUCCCGGGCCUCCUCCUCACUGGGGAAUUGCCGGACAGAGCAAACAAACAAACAAAAAAGGCUCCAAAAUAAACUCAUCCGAAUUCCUGAUGGCGUCGACCGAGCCUCUUACGGGAGUAAAAGUUCCAAAACAAACAAUAACGCUUUGGAAAAAGGUAAUUAAAGGUUCAUCAAGUGAGGUGUGCCAGCACACAUCUAGAAUGCCAGCCUUGGAGAAUAGAAGUUCUCUGCAUCUUGAUUGAGUCUUGACAAGAGUGGUGGAAUUUUUCCUAACCUAGAGUUUGCCUCAGAGUCCCAUAUCCAAAAGCUUUUUGUGGGAACUCUGCAGGGUUGAAUGCCUGCCUGUUCCUUCAGGCACGACCAUGGAGAAAAGUGGGAACAUACAAUUGGAGAUCCCUGACUUCAGCAACUCUGUCCUGAGCCAUCUAAACCAGCUGCGCAUGCAGGGCCGCCUCUGUGAUAUUGUGGUCAAUGUACAAGGACAAGCUUUUCGGGCUCACAAAGUAGUACUGGCUGCCAGCUCCCCCUAUUUCCGGGACCACAUGUCCUUGAAUGAGAUGAGUACUGUCUCCAUUUCAGUCAUCAAGAACCCUACUGUUUUUGAACAGCUCCUUUCUUUCUGUUACACAGGGCGGAUAUGCCUGCAACUGGCUGAUAUCAUCAGUUACCUAACAGCUGCUAGUUUUCUGCAGAUGCAGCAUAUUAUAGAUAAAUGUACACAAAUCCUGGAGGGCAUUCAUUUCAAAAUCAAUGUGGCUGAGGUGGAAGCAGAAUUAAGCCAAACUAGGACAAAGCAUCAAGAGAGACCUCCGGAGUCUCACAGAGUCACACCAAAUUUAAACCGCUCACUUAGCCCACGACAUAAUACCCAAAAGGGAAACCGCCGAGGACAGGUUAGUGCUGUGCUGGAUAUCAGAGAAUUAAGUCCCCCUGAGGAAUCUACCAGCCCUCAGAUAAUUGAGCAGAGUUCUGAUGUAGAGAGCCGGGAGCCCAUUCUUCGUAUCAACCGAGCAGGACAGUGGUAUGUGGAGACAGGAGUGGCAGACCGGGGCGGCCCAAGUGAUGAUGAAGUUAGGGUUCUUGGAGCAGUGCACAUCAAGACGGAAAAUCUAGAGGAAUGGCUUGGGCCUGAGAAUCAGCCUUCUGGAGAAGAUGGGAGUAGCGCAGAGGAGGUCACAGCCAUGGUGAUUGACACCACAGGCCACAGCUCCGUAGGACAGGAAAGUUACACCUUAGGGUCUUCAGGAGCCAAGGUGGCUAGGCCAACAAGCAGUGAAGUUGACAGAUUUAGCCCGUCCGGCAGUGUUGUUCCCAUGACUGAGAGACACAGAGCCAGAAGUGAAUCUCCUGGGAGAAUGGAUGAGCCUAAGCAGCCCAGCUCCCAGGUAGAAGAGUCAGCAAUGAUGGGAGUAAGUGGCUAUGUAGAAUAUCUCCGAGAGCAGGAAGUAUCUGAGCGGUGGUUCCGGUACAACCCCCGUCUUACCUGCAUCUAUUGUGCCAAAUCUUUCAACCAAAAAGGGAGUCUGGACCGUCACAUGCGCUUACACAUGGGGAUCACACCAUUCGUCUGCCGUAUGUGUGGCAAGAAGUACACUAGGAAAGAUCAGCUAGAGUAUCACAUCCGAAAGCACACAGGCAACAAGCCCUUUCACUGUCAUGUCUGUGGCAAAAGCUUCCCCUUCCAGGCAAUCCUGAAUCAGCACUUUCGCAAAAACCACCCUGGCUGUAUACCGCUGGAGGGGCCGCACAGCAUCUCUCCUGAAACGACUGUCACAUCUCGAGGACAAGGUGAAGAAGAGUCACCUUCACAGGAAGAGACAGUUGCUCCUGGGGAAACUGCCCAGGGUUCUGUGUCCACUACUGGGCCAGAUUGAAACAGUGAGGGGGAAGGGGCAGACCCUCUUCCCCUUGGGCUGUGAGCAGCCCAUAUCAGGGCCAUGGACUCGUACUUAGAUUCACAAAAUGCCACAUCAUGAGACCAGAAGAUUGCUUCCAAGAUGUUGCCAAACUAGAGGAUCAGCAGUACACAAAAGCACUAAAAGCUCUACCCCGCCUCAUUCCCACAUCACACUUUGGAAAAUAAUUGAGCAAAUCAACUUUCUAAUUCAGGGAUCAACAGCCUUGGUUUGUUAACUUUAUAAGAAAAAAAUACCUUUUUUAAACAAAACUGAUCAAUGAUCAUUUAUUUACCCUUCAUGUUUGAACACUGUACUUCGAUCCAUAUCAUCUUGGUGGCUGUUACUGCCCAGAUCUUUAAAAAAAAAAAAAAAAAAUGGAACAGGAGCCUUGGCCAUCUAAAGCAACCAACAAUGAGAAAGAGAAGGUAGUCGUGAUAGUGAGGAGGAAUGCCUCCUUUUCCCUUCCCUGCCAGACUUGCAUCUUCACAUUUCAGAAGAACAAAGUGAAUGAAGAUUGGUGGUUCUUACUGUUCUGAAAGGUUAGACAUUAUCUUUGCCCUAACUAGGCAUCUAAUACUUUGCCUGAUUGCUUCACGUCAUAAGCCAUCUUGGAGCAGUAUUCUAAUGGGCAGCAUCACCGGAAGCACUUUAGGCAUGUAGAAGUGAAAUGGAGCAGCAAGGUAUUUGCAGUAGGUACUGCUACAUUUGGGGGCUUGAUUGUUGUGCUAAGGGAAAGAGGAGCAGAAAAAGGAACUGGUUUUUAUGUUGAAUACAGAGUAGCACAGAGCCUAUUGCAACUGCCUGACUGCUAUUUAUGAAGUUAUAUCUAUAUGCAUCCUUGAGUUUCAAGGGAAUGGCUCUAGUCCAGAGUGAAUUAACCUGUUAGGCUGACUACCAAAGUUUCAUCCAGCCUCCUGUGGCUCCUAGUUUCACAUAACAGCAAUAUUGCACAUCAGAAACGUCACUUUUCAGUGAAAUAAGCCUGGAUUACAUUUUUAAAUCCACUGGUCUCCAUAUUUGAUAACUUUUAUAUGAAGUUUGAAACACAUUUUUUCUGCAAUAUCAUAGUUAAAGAAUUCAAACUCUUCUUACUGCAACCACAGUUUCAUUUCUUUCUAUGUUAGUUUAUAUUUUUAGUCCAAUGAAGAACCUCACUUAAGUCUAUGUCUCGGGUCUACAAACAUGAGAAUUCAUAAACCAGCCAUCAGCAAAUUGAUGGUGACUCCAAGAGCUUUGUUUU